This is a messenger RNA of Beta vulgaris subsp. vulgaris (sugar beet), 2066 nucleotides long. RefSeq names its product purple acid phosphatase 2. Gene Ontology annotation, molecular function: acid phosphatase activity; metal ion binding. The record is from RefSeq and is a predicted model, not a curated record. Lineage: Eukaryota; Viridiplantae; Streptophyta; Magnoliopsida; Caryophyllales; Amaranthaceae. Bases 311 to 1735 code for a protein of 474 amino acids. The transcript has 8 exons.
AGUCUGGAGUUGACUCUCACCGUUAUGAUUGACUAGUUGAUUUUCCUCUAGGUUUUUAUAUCAUGCAAAACUUUCAAUGAAUCAUAUAAAUCACAUUAAUUCAUCUCUUAUUUCAUUCACACAUAUAUCAUAGUACUAACUAUAUGAUAUUUUUCAUAUUUCUACUCUUAUUAUUCUCCUUUUUUCAUGGAAAUCAGAUUUCUAAAAAUAUAGGAAAUUAUAUGAUUAAUAAUAUAAAGGUUAGAACUUUGCUAAAUUUGGUUAUUUGGGGAUAAUUUCCUCCAUUUUUCUAAUUCAUAACAAUUAAAAAAUGGCUUUAUUUCAACCUUCUUCUUCUCAAUCUGGUUAUAUUUUCUGGGUUUUUCUUGUUCUGGGUUUGAUUUUAAACCAAGGUUUAAUUUGUCAUGGAGGAAAAACUAGCAAAUUUGUUAGAAAAGUUGAAAAAACCAUUGAUAUGUCUCUUGAUAGUGAUGUCUUCUCUGUUCCUUCAGGCUACAAUGCACCUCAACAGGUUCAUAUUACUCAAGGAGAUCAAAAGGGAAGAGCAAUGAUUGUUUCAUGGGUAACAAUGGAGGAAAGAGGUUCAGAUGAGGUAGUCUACUGGAAAGAGAAUAGUAAGGAAAAAAGAAGUGCAAAAGGAAAAAUGUCUAAGUACAAGUAUCAUGAUUAUACUUCUGGGUAUAUUCAUCACUGCACCAUCAAGAAUUUGGAGUAUGAUACCAAAUAUUACUACGAAGUAGGUGUUGGACAAACCCCAAGGACAUUCUGGUUCAAGACUCCACCUAAAGUUGGUCCUGAUGUUCGUUACACUUUUGGUCUUAUAGGGGAUCUUGGACAAAGUUAUGAUUCAAACGCGACUCUGACUCAUUAUGAACAAAACCCGAUCAAAGGGCAAACUGUGUUGUUUGUUGGGGAUCUUUCAUAUGCAGAUAAUUAUCUUAAUCAUGAUAAUAGGAGAUGGGAUUCUUGGGCAAGAUUUGUUGAGAGAAGUGUUGCCUACCAGCCUUGGAUUUGGACUGCAGGAAAUCAUGAGAUUGAUUUUGCCCCUGAAAUUGGUGAAACACAGCCUUUCAAGCCUUUUAAGAACCGGUAUCCCACACCUUACAAGUCAUCAAACAGUACAGCUCCUUAUUGGUACUCGAUCAAGAGAGGCCCCGCUUACAUAAUUGUUCUCUCAUCAUACUCUGCAUAUGGAAAGUACACGCCACAGUUUAAAUGGCUUGAGGAAGAGCUCCCAAAGGUCAACAGGAGCGAGACACCUUGGUUGUUUGUCCUUGUGCACUCUCCAUGGUACAAUAGCUACAAUUACCAUUACAUGGAAGGAGAGACGAUGAGAGUCAUGUAUGAGCCUUGGUUUGUCGAAUAUAAAGUAGAUAUUGUGUUUUCGGGUCAUGUUCAUGCUUAUGAGAGAUCUAGACGUAUAUCAAAUAUUGGAUACAACAUCAUUAAUGGAGAAUGUAAACCAGUUGAAGAUCAAUCUGCUCCUGUUUACAUAACAAUAGGAGAUGGAGGGAAUCUUGAAGGUUUAGCAACCAAUAUGACGGAACCACAACCGAGUUACUCAGCUUUUCGAGAAGCCAGCUUCGGACAUGCCAUUCUUGAUAUCAAGAACCGGACUCAUGCUUACUAUAGUUGGCAUCGUAACCAAGAUGGUUACGCUGUGAAAGCAGAUUCUGUUUGGUUUUUUAACAGAUUCUGGCAUCCUGUUGCUGAAUCUACUAGUGCUGUUGUAUGAUACUACUAAUUAUUCAGCACAUUGCCAGUUGCUUCAUUUUUAACUUGAUCUGUCUUUUCCUUUUUAUGUGCUUUGCUAGAUAUAAUGCAUGAGGUGUUUAUAAUGGAGUAAUAAGGGUUACAAAGUCCCCUGUAUCUUCUUAAGUUCUCAAAUUAGCAUUUAAGUUAUAUUAUAUAGGCAAUUUUUUUUGUUAAGAUAGGGACUUUCUUCCUGUUAAUUGGAGAUGAUUAAGAGUCUGUUGUUGAUCAUAUUGAAUGCUUCUUCUGAUCAAGAAACUCUCUUGCAUUUCUAAGAAUUGCAAAAAUGAAAAAAAAAGGUUUGUCAUUUCUAA